AUGUGUACCAUCAUAACUGCACUGGACUCAAACAGCCAGAUUGUCAGCACUUAUAUCCUCACAGCCAUGACUCUUGACCGCUACUUGGCGACGGUUCAUCCCAUUCGCUUCAACUAUGUGCGUACGCAGUGUAUGGCUACACUAGUCAUUUUAUCAGUGUGGGGUCUGUCCAUGCUCACCAUUCUCCCUGUGUGGCUCUAUGCUGGACUCAUGACCCUUUCAGAUGGACUAGUGGCCUGUGCUCUCCUGCUGCCAGAUCCAAUCCUUAAGCACAUGUCAACAAGUGUAGCCCCUCUCCCCCUACGCAGUCUACGGCUUCGCACUAGGAAAGUAACCCGCAUGGCUGUGGCCAUCUGCUUGGCUUUCUUCAUGUGCUGGGCUCCUUUCUACAUCCUACAACUGGUCCACCUUGGAGUGCACAAGCCCAGUGCUGUCUUCUCCUAUGCCUACUACAUUGCAAUCAGCAUGGGCUACGCAAACAGCUGCAUUAAUCCUUUCAUCUAUAUCAUCUUGAGUGAAAACUUCAAAAGACAGUUCCUUAGCGCUGUGCGUCCCAUCAACAGAAAACUUAGAGUGAAUCCGAGUACCACAGAGGGAGGCAGCGUCAGCAUCCGGAUGAUCCCUGAAGGAGGACAGCAGGAGCCGGGAUCUGGGCUGCUAAACCCACUAAAUACUGUACGGGGUGAAAUGUAA
This is a messenger RNA of Knipowitschia caucasica, 693 nucleotides long. NCBI's taxonomy places the organism in Eukaryota, Metazoa, Chordata, Actinopteri, Gobiiformes, Gobiidae. The record is from the annotation of a GenBank genome assembly.